UUCAAUUCAUGAUGGUGUCAGUCUGGAGACUGGAAGAAAGCUACUAGUACUGUAGGUUGAAGUUGUAAUUUUAAAGCUUUGUUUUUAAUUUAUUUAUACCUAUUUAUUAUAUUACGUAAUAACACAUUAAGUUCAGCGCACACAUUUUGCUUUCGUUCAUCAUUUCUCGGCAUUCGAAAUCUCAGUAGAAACUUUGCAAAGUGAAGGGAUGUUCCAGGUGGACCAGGUUGCAGUGCCUCACUGACCCAGGGAAGCCCCAAGGCCCAGGGACGGCCAGGAGAGUCAAGCCCCACCCAGGGAGAAGACCUACAGGGAGAGAGGAGCCCCAAGCCUCAGGGAGACAGCCUGGCCUGCAGGGAGAGAGGAGCCCCAAGCCCCAGGGAGAAGGCCUGGCCUGCAGGGGCAGGGAGAUGGGCUCAGAGGAGAGGAGUUCAGCCAUGUCUCACAAGAUCUCUUCCCCCUCACACAGCAACAGCAGCUCCUCCUCCAAACACGACAGCCGACAGGACAGUUGGGAGAUUGUAGAGGGGUUGCGUGGAGGACACAGUAAUGUCCAGGAGCCCCAGAAGCAAGAUGGGUACAUGCUGAAGAGGAGAAAGUGGCCGAUGAAGGGAUGGCACAAGAGAUACUUCUACUUGGACAAGGGCAUCCUGAAGUAUGCCAAGUGUAGUGCUGACAUUGAGAAGGGGAAGCUACAUGGCUGCAUUGAUGUGGGUCUCUCUGUCAUGGCCAUUAAGAAGACAGCCCAGUGCAUCGAUCUGGAUGCAGAGGAAAACAUCUAUCACCUGAAGAUCAAUUCUCAGGAGCUGUUUGAUGAAUGGGUGUCUAAGCUACGCCACCAUCGGCUCUACCGUCAGAAUGAAAUUGCCAUGUACCCCCAGGAGAAGGCUUACUACUACCCCCACUUCCCCCCUCCGGGGUCCCCCAGUAUGGCUGAGAGAACGCGGAGUGUGUCUCUAGCCAGGCAGGCUUCGGUCCAUGCUGCAGGCAGCUUCCCUGUGACCUCUACCAGCCAAGCCAAGGUGGCUGCCUGGCUGCAGUCCUCAGGCGACAUGGACAAGUGCUGUAAAGACCUGUCAGUGUGUGAGUCCUACCUGUUGGAGCUGAACCAUCUGCUACAGAGUAUGGAGGUCAUCCACCGCACCUACUCAGCUCCAACCAUCAACGCACUACUGCAGGCUUCUACAUUUGACACCCCCAAAAAGGAAAAAAGGCCCCCAAGAAAAUGGCGUGGUUCUAAAAACUACGGCACAGAUGCCAAAACAACACUGCAGAUUCCCAGCUGCAUCUCUUCUGGCUCCGUCCGUCUCCACGCCUCCAACCCCAACCUCUCCGCUGCAGCCCUGGGGAAUGCGAAGGCCUACCCUGAACCUCCCUAUAUGGACUCUCCUAUAGACGUAGCCAAACUACAGGAGGACUUCUGCCGCGUCGCUAACAACCUGCAUGCCACCAUGAAGUCAGCCCUGAGCUCUCUCACCUCUGAGAAAGAAAGGUUAAAACAGGUGCUGGACCACCAAGACACAUGCCCCCCUACCUCCCCUGGGAUUAUGGGUCUGAAGAACGCUCUGUCCUCGGCUAUAGCCCAGAACUCUGAACUGAGAGAGCGGCUGAGCAACAUUCACGCUGAGUCCCGCUGCGUCCCAGAACCCUCCACUGGGCUCAUAAACCUCUCUGGCCCCCUGCAGAAGCAAGACUCCACAGAUGGAUCCCACCCCCUAGUUCACCAGGCGUCCAAUGAGAGCAGAGCGUCCAUCACAGAGUCUCUGUCGGAGUUCUUCGAUGCUCAGGAGGUUCUACUGUCCGCCAGCUCCUCGGAAAACGAGGCCUCUGAUGAUGACUCAUACAUCAGUGACAACGUCAGCGACAACAUCUCCAUGGACAACUUCAGCAACGAGACGGAGAGACCUAUCUCGGGCUGUGAAGAGAACGGGACCCUUCUGAGAAGACGCAGGUCGUGCCUCCCCUCAGCCAGCCCUAACACCAGUAACAUCAGUCUAUGGAACAUCCUUAAGAACAACAUAGGGAAAGACCUCUCCAAGGUGGCUAUGCCUGUUCAGCUGAACGAGCCCCUCAACACCCUGCAGAGACUGUGUGAGGAGCUGGAGUACAGCGAGCUGCUGGACAAAGCUGCUAACACACAGGACCCCUUUGAACGCAUGGUGUACAUAGCCACAUUUGCAGUUUCGGGGUACGCGUCCAGCUACCACCGAGCGGGAGGGAAGCCCUUCAACCCAGUCCUGGGGGAGACCUACGAGUGUGACCGCCCCGAAAAGGGCCUCCGAUUUGUAGCAGAACAGGUCAGCCAUCACCCACCUAUAUCAGCAUGCCAUGCUGACUCUAAAAACUACAUAUUCUGGCAAGACAUGAGGUGGAAAAACAAGUUCUGGGGGAAGUCUAUGGAGAUAGUUCCUGUUGGCAUCACCAAUGUGAUUCUGCCAGGGUUUGGUGACCACUAUGAGUGGAACAAGGUAACGUCCUGCAUCCACAACAUCCUGAGUGGCCAGCGCUGGAUAGAACACUAUGGAGAGAUCUCUAUCAGGAACACCAGCACUGAUAUCUGCCAGUGUAAGGUCACCUUCAUUAAGGCCAAGUACUGGAACUCAAGUGUGAACGAGGUGGAAGGCACCAUCACAGACCACAAGGGGAAGGUCAUCCACAGACUGUUUGGGAAGUGGAACGAGGGGGUGUACUGUGGAGACCCACCCUCCGCCACCUGCAUCUGGAGAGCAAAUGCCAUGCCGGCUGACCAUGAGCAGUACUACGGCUUCACUAAGUUUGCUAUGGAGCUCAAUGAACUGGACCCUUCACUGAAACUACUGCUGCCUCCCACAGACACCCGGCUACGGCUCGACCAGAGGCUGCUAGAGGAGGGCAACGUAGAGGCAGCAGAGGAGCAGAAACAGACGAUAGAACAGCAGCAGAGAGACAGACGCAGAGUCCUGGAUGAAAACAGCAUGACACAUGAACCCAGAUUCUUCAGGAAAUCAAAGGACGACACCUGGGUUAGCAACAACACUUACUGGGACCUGAGGAGGGAUCCAGGCUUUGCCCACCUGGACUGUCCUGUGUUGUGGUGACCUGAGGAGGGAACCAGGCUAUCCCCACCUGGACUGUCCUGUAUUGUGGUGACCUGAGGAGGGAACCAGGCUAUCCCCACCUGAACUGU
Molecule: messenger RNA, 3166 nt
Organism: Coregonus clupeaformis (lake whitefish)
Lineage: Eukaryota; Metazoa; Chordata; Actinopteri; Salmoniformes; Salmonidae
Product: oxysterol-binding protein-related protein 3
Exons: 24
Coding region: 411-3077 (888 amino acids)
Cellular component (GO): plasma membrane; intracellular membrane-bounded organelle; cytosol
Molecular function (GO): cholesterol binding
Source: RefSeq, a predicted model, not a curated record